AUGUCCGGGGUUUUGUUUGAAAAUCUGUUUGUUGUCGAUUCCACGGAUCCAGGACGUUACAACAAAGUCACCAGGAUAACGGGCCACACCACGAAUGCCUCCAAGGAGUCGGAGCUCGUCAACAUCACCCUAGACAUAAAUAGCGAGCUAUUCCCCGUGAAAAGUAAUGACUCCUUAGCUAUAGCCUUGGCGUCGUCGCUAGGCAACGACAGCUCGAUGUUGACCUCGAAUGGCUCGUGGAGACCGCCACGACCCGAGGAUAAAAAAUCGUUGGCUGACGAAUACGACUAUGUCAUGUAUGGCACUGUUUACAAGUUUGAAGAGAACGCUGAUCGUGAAAAGAUGUCGGUUUACAUUUCAUUUGGUGGGUUGUUGAUGAGACUAGAAGGAGAUUAUCGUUCGUUGAGCAAUUUGAAGCAGGAAAACGCUUACAUUUUGAUCCGUCAUUCAUCGUGA
Molecule: messenger RNA, 456 nt
Organism: Lodderomyces beijingensis
Lineage: Eukaryota; Fungi; Ascomycota; Pichiomycetes; Serinales; Debaryomycetaceae
Source: the annotation of a GenBank genome assembly